CUUAUGCCACAUGCUGCGUGCACAACGUUGUUACAUGCACUAGCUUUCACUAAAUAUCCAUUUUCAGGUAUCUUCAGUUUUGGACAUGUUAUGACUGCAAGCGAUCAAAAGAAAAGAAUAAGAAAAAUUACUUGAAUAAUUCUAAACUUCACGAUAAAUGAACGAUAAAAGCCAUUUUCAGGACGUUGAAGAAAUUUUUACAUUCGUCGAAACGUUAACAAGAACUCUUUGUUAAACUUAUUAUAGAAUAUUUCUUUAAAGGAAUAAUGGACGCACGCGAUUUCAAAGCUCGCGAUUUCGUAUCCGUUUCCAAAAAUUUCACUGAAAGGAUGAAAAAUGAAAGAUGGUCACAAAUAAAAUGGUUACAGAGAUACGAAUGGUUAUUGGAAGAACAGGCAAAAUUGAAUAAAGAAUUGGAAGAACUGUGGAAAGAAAAGCAAACAGUGCUUCCUACAGAGGGAUUCGUACGAGAGGAGGGAAAGACCUGUUUGCCAGCUCCUAUUACUACAAGUGGCGAAUAUGGCUGGCUUGCUUCGAAACCGAAGUUUCAACUAGAAAAAUACGGUUCUUAUAUACCGCAGUAUCCAGAUCCUCUGAAAGACGUAGUACUCUUAACUGGAAAUAUUCCUCUACUCGCAGCUGGCAAAGGGUUUAUUUUGUAAUAAAACGCAGGUAUCUUAAUAGUCACAUGAUUCGCAUCAGGGCAUGGUAUACACAUGGAAGUUGAGUCUCCAGAGAUUUCACCGGAAGCAUAUGUACC
Molecule: messenger RNA, 760 nt
Organism: Osmia bicornis bicornis
Lineage: Eukaryota; Metazoa; Arthropoda; Insecta; Hymenoptera; Megachilidae
Exons: 4
Coding region: 267-662 (131 amino acids)
Source: RefSeq, a predicted model, not a curated record